AUGUCUCUUUUCUCUCCCCUUCCAGUCGCUCCAGGCCACGACCCGAGCGACGCUCACCGCGCCGCGCAAUUCACCAAAUUCCGGCUCCGGCGCUCCGACCUGUCGGACGACCCAUUCAUCCAAUUCCACCAGUGGUUCAGCGCGCCACAGUUACAAAGCCACAUUCCGGAGACGGUCACGCUGUCGACCGCGGAGCUCCCCUCGGGCCGGGUGUCGGCGCGCACCGUGUAUUUGAAAGAACUCGAUGCGCGCGGCUUCGUCAUCUACUCCAACUUUGGGACGAGCCGCAAGGCCGCCGACCUGGCCACCAACUCAUACGCCAGCCUGUGUUUCUGGUGGAAGCCGGUCGAACGCCAGGUGCGUGUCGAGGGCCGCGUGGAGCGCCUGACCCCGCAAGAAAGCCAGGUCUACUUCAACACCCGCGCCAGGGGCAGUCGCAUCGGCGCCUGGGCCAGUCAGCAGACCAGUGUGCUCGUGCCUCAGUCGCCAUCACAACCGCAUGUCGUGCGGGCUGGUGGUGAAGGCGACGAUGACGCCGACGACGGCCGUGCCGAACUCGAAGCCCGCGUCAAGGAAGUCGAGGCUCGCUUUGACGGUCAGGAUGAAAUCCCCGUUCCGCCCUUCUGGGGCGGCAUUCGCAUUGUUCCAGACACGGUGGAGUUCUGGCAGGGUCGCGAGAGUCGCUUGCACGAUCGCUUCCGCUAUACACGGUUGGAAGGCGAAGGCGCCACGGGCUGGAAAACGGAGAGGCUGAGUCCUUGA
Messenger RNA from Capronia epimyces CBS 606.96, 762 nucleotides. Its product is annotated as pyridoxamine 5'-phosphate oxidase. NCBI's taxonomy places the organism in Eukaryota, Fungi, Ascomycota, Eurotiomycetes, Chaetothyriales, Herpotrichiellaceae. The record is from RefSeq and is a predicted model, not a curated record. Gene Ontology annotation, molecular function: pyridoxamine phosphate oxidase activity; FMN binding. The coding region runs from base 1 to 762 and encodes 253 amino acids. The transcript has a single exon. Gene Ontology annotation, biological process: pyridoxine biosynthetic process.